CCCACUCUUCAUUGCCUUGAUAUUUGCUCAGACUUGGUGGUGGACCUGCGGUGGACGUCCAUUGGGGAUGGCCCUUACGUUGCAUGGUUGAAGCAGUGUGGUGUUGUGAGGACCCACUGCGGUGUGAUGAGAGAUCCUCCGUGAGAGAUGAUUCCUGUACCCACCUCCCACGGACCCGUGCAGAGCAUCUGUGCCACACAUUUUUAUAACCAUCAGCCAUGGGCCGGAGCCCGCAGGUGCUGCAAGCAGAAACACGUCAGCUUUUGCAUCGGAACCGCCGUCCCUCCCCACAGGGCACCGCCGGGCCACUCACUCGCAGCCGCCGGAGAAGCCGUGCCCGGGCCGGCAGGCGCCCAGCAGCACCACGAGAGGCGGCAGCAGCACCACCGCUCCCGAAGGCGCGCAGCAGCCCAUCGCGCCCGGCUUCGUCGCCGCCGGCGCUGCUGUCACAGAACCGUUGGUUCCGAGAUGCUGACAUUGGUGGUGGUGAAUCGACCUAUUCAGACAUUAGUCUGAAUCCAGGUCUUAUGCCUUGGGAUCAACCCAGAGGCCCUCAAGGACAACCGGCAGAGUGGAAUCCUGUCCCUGAGCCUGGGCUGGACGCCAGAGAUGUGGAUGGCGGAGAAUGGGAUCCAGCUUCCCAGCUGGGUUCCAGGCCAGAAGGUCCGGCGGAUCUCAUGGACGUGGCUCCGCAGAGGGCGUUGCCAGAUCCUCGACUGGCGUCCCGCUGGCAUCCCAGAGGUCCUGAGACAUGGAAUGAGGAACUGAAGACAGGAAAAUAUUCCCCUGUCCUCAAGGAAAUGAAGGAGGAUUUGGAGAAGGCAGUCCCUGGUGUGACUGGAAGUGAAGGUCAUCCAGCUUCCCCGCCGAGUUCCAGGACUGAAGCUCUGUCAGAUCACACGGGUCCGGAAAGAGGAAAGGGUGCAUCGAGAGGAGGGUAUUACGCCUGGUGGUCAUCCCGUGUCCAAAGGAAACCCGUGAUGAAAAUAGGGGAGGCAGUGCAUGGCGGAACUAAAGGGACUGACCAAGAGACUGUGCAGAAGAAGCCGUUGCAGGAAGGCAGCAGUGACACGCAGCCAGUCUCUGACCAAAAUGCUCAGGCAGAACAAGCAGCUGCUUUGCCAGGGGUGGACGUAGGGAAAAUCACAAAGGCUGCUGUUGGCAAGGAGCUGCAAAAACGCCACAUCCCAGUGGUUGCUGUGGUCUCAGCUGCGCUGCUGUCCGUGCUGACCCUGGCCUGCAUUCCUAUGCUAUGGAUGUGGAAAAAAUACCUGGCGCGCAAGAGAGAACGGGCAGCUGCAGGACAAGCUCCUCCUGACACCGACUGCGAGAGAGAUCAGAACGCAGGCAAAUGCCGAGCGGAGCUGGGAGAGGAUGAAGAGGAGGAUGUAAUCUAUGAAAGAAACAACUUCAUCCCAUUCUCCUGGUCCUCCGAAGCAGAAUUUGCCGAGCUGUGCAGUGGAAUCAGCACAGACCCCUCCCUUCAGCUCGCAUGGCCCAGCAGCUCUCCCGCUGACAACAUCUCUUCCGUUCAUACCUGCAGUCCUUAGGACUCCCCUGAGCCAUCCAGUGCCCCUGUUACCGGUGCUGAGGGCUCAGGUUCAUUUCCAUCAAGUUCCAUCUUUAUGAUCAAUAAAAACAUCCUAUUCCAAA
Messenger RNA from Tympanuchus pallidicinctus (lesser prairie-chicken), 1653 nucleotides. RefSeq lists its product as uncharacterized. Bases 219 to 1550 code for a protein of 443 amino acids. The record is from RefSeq and is a predicted model, not a curated record. The transcript is spliced from 10 exons. Lineage: Eukaryota; Metazoa; Chordata; Aves; Galliformes; Phasianidae.